This is a messenger RNA of Peromyscus californicus insignis, 924 nucleotides long. RefSeq names its product galectin-related inter-fiber protein (gene Grifin). The coding region runs from base 354 to 788 and encodes 144 amino acids. The record is from RefSeq and is a predicted model, not a curated record. The transcript has 5 exons. Gene Ontology annotation, molecular function: carbohydrate binding. Lineage: Eukaryota; Metazoa; Chordata; Mammalia; Rodentia; Cricetidae.
AUGGGCCAGUUUGGGGCUCUGGUACAUGGGGUGGGGCUUGGUCAUACCCUUCCUACAAAGAUGGGAGGUGUGUCCCCAGAUGUGUGCAAGACCCUGAAAAGUCACAGUGGCAGAGCCAGGUGGACCUGAGGAAGCUUGUUGAGAGGACCGACCGGUGACCCUGCCGAGAAUGAACCCAGGGAAAGAGAUCUGCUCCUAAACCGUGUUCCCAGCCCCCUCUCCAGCAGGGGUAGUCUGAGGGGGGAGAGGUCCAUGUGACCCAGACAAGGCCCUGGAGGUGGGGCUCCUGCGCCCCGCCCCAGCAGGCUCUGCUAUAUCCCCAGCUGCCUCGCCCUCCCCAGUGGCUGAGGGCAAUGGCGUUGCAGUUUGAAGCCUUCUGUGCAGGGGGCCUGGCCCCGGGCUGGAGCCUGACAGUACAGGGGCAUGCAGAUGCUGGAGAGGACAAGUUUGAGAUCAACUUCUUAACUGACACGGGAGACAUCGCUUUCCACGUCAAACCCCGGUUCUCCAGUGCCACGGUGGUGGGCAACACCUUCCAGGGGGGACGCUGGGGACAGGAGGAGGUGUCCAGUGUGUUCCCGCUGACCCUGGGAGAGCCCUUUGAGAUGGAGGUGAGUGCAGACGCAGAACACUUCCACAUUUACGCCCAGGAACACAAGGUGCUCCAGUUCUCACACCGUCACCGACCCCUGGCCACCAUCACCAGAGUGCGGGUGCUCAGCGACCAUCGGCUGGCACAGGUGGAGCUAGCCAAGCGGAGCCUGAGCUGGGGGGAUGGGGGCUACUGAGUGGACCACAGCCUCCAAGUGCCAGCCUUGGCCAUCUUGUCUCCUCUGCCACCUGGAGCUGUACCCUAUGGCUGCAGGGGAGCUGAGGCGCGGUGUGAACCCCCAGCUUUACCUUCAAUAAAAUAUGAGCAGGUUA